CUGCAGGACGCGCCCUGCGCAGGCGGGGGACGCCCGCCCCGCUCCCCGGCCGGGUGUGUAGCCGGCAUUACCCGGGGCCACCGGGCCGCAGCGGAGCGAGGCCGCCCCCCGCCGAGCCCCGUGCUGCGGCCCGGCCCGGCCCGGAGCCGGGCGGGGCGGAGUCUGGCGGCCGCCCCCGCCGCUCCCCGCCGCGGCUGACGUGGCCCGGGCGCGGGGCGGACAUGGCGGACGGCAGCAGGCAGAGCAGGCUGGCGGCGGCCAAGAAGAAGCUGAAGGAAUAUCAGCAGAAGAAUAGCCCUGGAGCAACUGCAGGAACCAAGAAAAAACGCAAAACUAAGGAAGGCAGUAGACCCGAGACUCCCACCAAUGAUGACCAGCAGCCUCCAGAGAAUAUUCAGAACAUUCUGAAGGUGCUGGUGUCAGACCUUAACCGCUCCAAUGGGGUAGCCAUACCCUCAUUGGACAAGAGGAAGGCAUACUUUGACAGCGAUGUUGCCACUCGUAAUGCUGAACAGCUUGCUACCGAUGUCCCUGUGCUAUCUAACACCAACAGUCUACCUAGUUGUGGUUCUGUUCUGCCUGCUCCUGGGAGCAUGCAGCUGACACAGAUUCAUGAAGCUGAGGAUCAUAAAAAUGCUUUGGAUGAGAACAGGUCUAUCUCAUCAACAGAAAGUCUCCGCCAGUUGUCUGAACAACUCAAUGGCCUGGUUUCUCAGUCUACGUCGUAUGUGAAUGGGGAAAGUGCUGUUUCUUCCACAAAUAUUAAGGAAAUGGAAACACGUUACCAGGAGCUGGCAGUAGCCCUGGAUUCCAGCAAUCUAACUAACAAACAGCUCGUUACAAAGAUAGAGGAAUUGAAACAGCAGAACCAAGAAGCAAUGAAUCAGCUGGAGAAGGAAAAGAAGGAGUUUGAACAGAAAUUCUCUAAAGAGCAAGCAGCACUGAGGGAACAGCUACAGGUUCACAUCCAGACUAUUGGAAUUCUAGUUUCUGAGAAGUCUGAGUUGCAGACAGCCCUUGGACAUACUCAGCAAGCUGCACGGCAGAAGUCAGGAGAAGUUGAAAACCUGGCUGCUCGUUUACAUUCAUCUCGCCAGAGGGUAUCAGAGCUAGAACGUACUUUGUCGUCUAUCUCUAUGCAGCAAAAACAGUCAGAGAAGCAUAAUAAAGAGUUAGUGAAGGAGCGAGACAACCUGAAAAUGGAACUAUACAAACAAAGCAAAAGUAGCGAGGAAAUAAAGCAGCAGAAUUCGGAGCUGUCAGAGAAAGUUCACUCCCUGGUUUCUGCAAACUCAGCUAUGAAGUUGGAUAUGGAGGAUUUGCAUAAGAAACUGGAAAUGGCUGAACUGAUGAUUCAACAGUUCUCAAAUCAGGCAGGGAGUCUGGAUGCCAACCAGCAGUUGCAGAUGGCACUGGAAGAGAAGGCGAGCCUGGAAACCCAGGUUGCUCAGCUCUCAGAGUCACUUCACCAGCUCCAGGCAGAAAGAGAUCAGUAUGUAGAGAAACUGAAGGAGGAGAGAAGCAUUUGGCAGCAGCGGGUGCAGCAGCUCUCUGAGCAGGUCCACACAAUGGCAGAGGAGAAGGAGAAGCACAUGGCCCAAAUUCGUGAGCUGGAAGCCAAUAUUACAGAGCUGUUGAGCAAAUCAGCAGUUAAGCCCAUGGAUAUUGAGCCUUCCUCACCAGCAGGGCCCACAGCAGCUGAGCUGAGUCUGCAGGAAGAGAUCCAGCGGCUGCAGCAAGAGAAGGAGGAGCUGCAUGGGCAGUACCAGGCCCAGGUCCGGGACAACGAGCAGCUGAGCCACCUCAACCGGGAGCAGGAGGAGCGGCUGCUGGAGCUUGAGAAGGCUGUGCAGCGCUACAACGAGGAGUCUGUGGACAGACAGCAGAUCCUGGAGGACAUGCAGAGUGACAAGGCCACAAUCAGUAGGGCGCUGAGCCAAAAUCGGGAGCUGAAGGAGCAGCUGGCUGAGCUGCAGAAUGGGUUUGUCAAACUGACAAAUGAGAACAUGGAGGUUACAAGUGCCCUACAGUCAGAGCAACAUGUAAAGAAAGAGCUGGCCAAGAGGCUUGGGCAGCUGCAGGAGAACCUGGGCGAGCUCAAAGAGACGCUGGAACUGAAAACACAGGAGGCUCGGGGACUGCAGGAGCAGCGGGACCAGUACUACAGCCACUUACAGCAGUACGCCGUGGCGUACCAGCAGCUGGCUGCCGAGAAGGAGGAACUGCACAAACAGUACUUGCUUCAGACACAGCUGAUGGAUCGGCUACAGCAUGAGGAGGUUCAGGGGAAGGUGACGGUGGAAAUGCACCUGAAAGAGCUGCAGCAGACGAAGGAAAAUCUGGAAGCUGUAGCUAAGGAAAACAAAGAGCUGCAGGCCCAGAUCAGUCAGUUAGCAGCAGACCUGGAUGGCAGGGUUUUGCACCGACUAGAAGGAGAUGAAAGUGAAGCAAUGACCGAAGAAAUAGAAAAAUCUUCAUUUGUGAUCCCAGAGAAGUUUGAAAGCCAUGAAGAAAUGGUUGCUUUCUUGACAUCUGCCAUGUCCCAAGUGGAGAAGGAGCGAGAAGACAUGAGGCAGCAGCUGGCAGCUCAGAAACAGCAGUGCAGAAGCCUCCUGCAGCAAAUAGCAGCUCUUAGGCAGGAGCAGCAACAUGAUGUCACGCUGGGUGGAGGUUCCACCAUGGAUACUGUACCAGUGGAGGUUCAUGAGGCUUUGAAAACUGCCAUGGAGAAACUACAGUCCCGUUUCACAGAGCUGAUGCAUGAGAAAGCUGAUCUGAAGGAACGGCUAGAAGAGUUAGAACAUCGCUGCAUACAGCUGUCUGGGGAAACGGACACCAUUGGGGAGUAUAUUGCGUUAUACCAGAGUCAAAGGGCUAUCCUCAAACAGCGACACCAGGAGAAAGAGGAAUACAUCAGCAGAUUGGCUCAGGAUAAGGAAGAGAUGAAGAUGAAACUACUGGAACUGCAGGACUUAGUGAUGCGUCUGGUCAGGGAAAGAAAUGAAUGGUACAGCAAGUAUGUAGCAGCUGCCCAGAACCCAGAGCUGUUAGCAAGCGAGAAUGAAAGUGUACUUCCAGUGGAGAGACGCAUUGAACUAAACGCUACUGAUGGAGAAGGGUUACGAGAAGUGAAUUUAGCAGAUGAAGCAGAACAAGAGGCUGCUGUUCUUCAUCAAUCCGGUUUCUCCCCUAUUGACAGUAAAGCUGCUCAGCCAAGCCAAGAGGACCCCACAGCAAAGCAAAUAAUGCAGCUUCUCAGAGAAAUCCAGAACCCUCAGGAGAGGCUGGGCUCCCUGCUGGAAAACCCCUGCAUUCCCUUCUUCUACCGUGCUGAUGAGAACGAUGAGGUCAAAAUCAUGGUAGUUUAAGUGGCGCUAAAUCUUAUUUACAGCAAUUUUCUAUGAGCCUGAAAGGACUUAAUUGACUUGUACGUGCCCAUACCUCUGCUCAGUGCCCUUGGUCAGAACAGAUUCUUAAAGACAUCAGGAAAGAGGGAUUGCAUCAGAUGGAACUCGAGCAUCAGAGCUCAUCCUCCCUUUCUCUUUCUUCUGUUACUUGGUGUGCUUGGAGUACAGGCAGACUCACACUAAUCCUGGGAGGCAGCUGGUGCUGGCACUUCACCUGGGGCAGGUGCAGGCUGGGGAGAAAGGGAUUCCAUGACUGUGGUCAAAAUGACUUGAUCCUUUGUCCCAGACUCUGCGUCCAGCAGCCAGCUUCACAGCAGUGACCAAGCAGCGGUUCUGAUCCAUUGCUCAUGACUGUAAUCAGCCUAGAUCCUUCCAGGGCUCCCAAAGUAACUAACUUAUUCUGGUAACGAACUCUUUGGACUCUAAAGAGGUUGGUUUUGUUUCAUACUCUGUAUCUUUAAACUUCCCACUUUCUUCUGCAGCCUGCCUCUCGCAACCGUAUCUGAAACCGGCCUGGUCAGUCUUGAACAGCCAAAAGAUGGAGGUUCCUGGCCAGUGCUAGGGCCCCGUUGAUUCUCACUGCUAGGGGAAGGGACCCAGGGUGGCCUUUGGAGUCUUUUUUUGGUUACUUGACAAAGCUUUAUGUGAUUCUUGGGAGUGGGGUGGAAAUGUAACUGCACUUUGAAGGAUGAUGUGUUUCACUUGUACGUGUCUGAAGGUUUUAUUUAUUUUAAAAAAAAAUGGGAGAAAUAAGUAAAAGGAAACCACUUAAUAAACAUGCUUUGUUUUGAAUUUCUGGACUCUAGGGGUUCUAGUUCUCCAUCACUUAACUUUCUUGCUCUCCCAUUUUGGUAGUGCAUUAGGUAGGCAGAAUCCAACACAGCAGCUGUAGCCCUAAUUCUAAGGAGAAAACAAAACCCACUGGGAGUGCUGCCCCUGAAGCAGCAGCAAAGCAAAUCCCUUGGGUGUGCAAGCAGCGAAGUGAACUGCACCUGGCUGUCCUGCAACUAAAUUUGCCUUCCGGGCAAGAAGUGCCUGUUCUUAGGAGAGUUAGUUUCAGCAAUGGUGUUUUCAGGAAAAGCACAGGGUUUGUUUAAGGGACUUGGUGUGAGCCCAGUAGUGGAGCCUGGGCUAGUGCCUGAAGCAGCAUCCGCCACCUCCCCGUCAAGAUGAGAGAGAUGGAAGCACAAGAACACAAUAUCAAUUUUUGGGUUUGUCAACAACAAAAAGAGAGACUAUUCCUUUCUUCUGUGACCAAGCUGCUCAAGCUUUACACUAGCACAGUAGAGAGCUUUUCUUCUAAUGCCAGAAGCAGAUUGUGGGUUAGGGUUUUUUUUUGUUGUUGUUGUUUUUUUUAAAUGGUUCAUCUUGAUGUUUCUAUAUAAAACUGAAAAAAGCAUACACAGAACAAUAGUACUUUCCUGUGAACCCCAUGAGGGGACGAUGGAAGCUCUUUUUUGAACUUUCAUUUGAUGAGCACUAGCGUUGUCUGUUACUGGUACAACCCAAGGGACACGGGCUCCUGGCCGCACAGGUUUGUGUACAUAGUGUUUCUGUGUAAAAUGCUGUAUAUUCCUGGAAGAGAGACUAAGCCUUUUGCAGUGUUUCUGCCUGCUCAGGCUAUUCAUAAAUCUGUAUCAUAACUAACAGGGGCAGGGCUGAUUUAAUACAGAGCAUUAUUAUAAAUUGAAUAAAUAUUUAUUGGGUGUUUUACUCCAGUGCUGUGAAGGAGACAAGACCAGUGAAGAAGGUCUGCAGUCUGUUGCAGAGGUGACUUAAUCCUGUUACAAAUUCUCUUUCUGAAUAAACUUAUUCAGAUGGGCACUGACUAGAUGUAUUUCUUUGGUUCAGAUCACCUUGAAAUCUGGCCAGGAAAAAAAGUGAAGAAUGAGUUCUUUAUUAAAAACACCUGCCCCGGCAUGGAUGCCCUUUUCACUUAGCUUUCAUGAAUGUUUUCCUGUAGACAGGCUGAUGACAAGCCUGAGAUGUUUCUCUUGGCUAGCAUUUCACAUCCAGAUCCUCAUCAGAUUCAUUUUACACUGUGUUCCCUUUAGGAGUGUUUCCCUGACACCACCUUUACUUUGAGUGCACUCAGAGCAGGAACCACUGACACACAACAGCUUGAAAAUGGAGCAACUCAACUAUCUCUGAUUUGAGGAAAGGUAGAAAAAUGCUUCUUAAAAGCCAGAAGCACCAAACAACAGGAAACAGCUGUUAUGCUGGGAAGAGGACAUGUUGUUUGAUAAGGCUGUAGAUCAGUAGAAAGGAGUUUAUCUUGCUUGGGCAGGGUAGGUGGGGAAAAAAAAAUAGGACAGGGUAGGGUAAGCAAGGGUUAUUGCCUCAAGUUGCAUACAAGCUGCAGUUACAACCCAUAAAAAUAUGCAAGAUGGAGACAGAACACACAUAGGAAAGCAGCACUAGAGAUCUAAUCUACUCACUCAACCCACACCUGUAUCUACUAUUAAUAAAAUCUUCAAGGAGCUUUUUAGCGUAUUAAAGUCUUACUAGGGGGUAGUUGGGAGAUUCCACAAGUAGCACAGCCAGCAGUACCGAAGAGCACUCGGGGCUACAUCAGGCAUCAAUCAUACAAUGAUGUAAAUCAGCAACCCCAGUGUUCCUGCUCUCUUCCUGCAGAAGUAACGCUAGAGCCCCAUUACACAGGGGAUUACGGAAUCUGUUGCAAUCAUUGGGAUGACAGUGCUAAAUUCAGGAAUUACGCAGAAAGAUGGUUGUCAGUGUGAGAAGCAGCGACCAUGAUCCGAGACCCGCAGCACUUACAGUUUUGGCAUGGAGACAGUAGGAACAAGUUUACCCAGUUUAUACUGGGGGAGCCUAAAAGCAGCUUCCAAGUAAGAGCUGGCCACAUGCGCUAGACUGUGGUUAGACUGCACUUCAGAUACAGGCCUAAAAGACACCGCUCGACAGAGAAACGCUCACUUGCUGCGUUCCACAAACGGCCUAGGCAAAAAUACCUUUUUAAGGACCAAGCAGUUUUAUGUGCAAAACUCCCACCUUCUCUGUGUCCAGUCACUGAAGCACCUCCAUGUGUUUUCCUUUACACCUUCAGCAUCUGACAAAAGCUUUUAAUUCUACUGCAGCUCCUGGACACCACUGUUGAUGCAGAUCUGUUCCACCUUCCCUAUUAGUGACAGCACCUGCUUGCAUGUAUAGUUUUUUAAGCUCUAUGGGAUGAAAAGAUUAGGUUAUAAUUAAGCACAGCUUGAAAAUCACCCAGAGAAAGCGCGAGAGAAAGAGAGAUGGUUUUAUUCUAGUCAUGGAGACCUUCAUUAUACAGAAAUGAUAGUUUAUUUCAUCCAAUAAACAAGAGUGACAGGUAGAUCACAAACUGCAUCACAGCUACUACCAGCACUGAGACGGUUCACCCACAAGUCGGGGGUAAUACAACAACCCAACUGCACACAGCAGAGAAUUUAACAAUCAGCUCGAAAACUCAACACCAGGAUUUGGUUAACUUUUUGGAUGUGUGUGUAUAUAUAUAUGUGUGUGUAUGUAUAUAGAUAUUCUUUCCCUACUUAAGUAUUUCCUAAUAUCCACAUGGAAGCACAAAUGGCUUUAAACACCUGGACAUAUAUAGAUUUUUCAUCUUAUAUAUAUAUAUUUAUAGAUAUUUAUAACAGUAAAGAUAUGUUUCUCAUUACUACAAUAUACUUGUUUAACUCCUUUAAGCAGCUGGGAAGAGAGAAAAAAAAAAAAAACAAA
This is a messenger RNA of Chroicocephalus ridibundus (black-headed gull), 7127 nucleotides long. It is a transcript of the gene GOLGA2, whose product is annotated as golgin A2. Gene Ontology annotation, molecular function: protein binding. The transcript is spliced from 28 exons. The record is from RefSeq and is a predicted model, not a curated record. The coding region runs from base 222 to 3368 and encodes 1048 amino acids. Gene Ontology annotation, biological process: Golgi organization. Gene Ontology annotation, cellular component: Golgi cis cisterna; Golgi cisterna membrane; Golgi apparatus. NCBI's taxonomy places the organism in Eukaryota, Metazoa, Chordata, Aves, Charadriiformes, Laridae.